Molecule: messenger RNA, 159 nt
Organism: Talaromyces stipitatus ATCC 10500
Lineage: Eukaryota; Fungi; Ascomycota; Eurotiomycetes; Eurotiales; Trichocomaceae
Exons: 2
Coding region: 1-159 (52 amino acids)
Source: RefSeq, a predicted model, not a curated record
AUGUGGCAUUUGAUAAUCACACUUGGUGUCCUAUCAGCCGUCGGAAAGGAAUUGCUCUUCACACCUACAAUACUAUAUUUAGAUGAAUGGUUCAUUCGUCGUAAGGGGUUAUCGCUUGGUAGCUAUGUGGACGAGUCUUUCUCGCUUUGGAAUGAGUAA